Molecule: messenger RNA, 642 nt
Organism: Marasmius oreades (fairy-ring Marasmius)
Lineage: Eukaryota; Fungi; Basidiomycota; Agaricomycetes; Agaricales; Marasmiaceae
Exons: 1
Coding region: 1-642 (213 amino acids)
Source: RefSeq, a predicted model, not a curated record
AUGCCCCCCUCAUCUAGGCUCCGCCAUCCCAUUUCCGUCAAUACACUACGCUCUACCACACGAGCAAGAGAAGCCUCACCGGCAUCUUCACCUCCUUCCCCCAUCUACGUACUCCCUUCUAUACCAUUCACAGGAGGCCUUCUAUAUUCACCUCCCUCUUCACCUCACGACUCAACUCAUACGAUCAACACUAUUACCAAACGCUGCGUCUCCCAUUCAAUUUCAAAAGUCUCACUUCCCGACCAAACAUCCAUAUCAUCACCCGUGGCACAUGUACAUGAUCACAAGACGCCUGAGUCCGAAAAACGCUCAGUACAGCCGCAAAAAUGUCCCAUCUUAUCUAGAACGAGCGAUGAAGUUUCGUUACGCUCGGUACUUCGCCACUCCACUGCUGACGGUCUCGGCGAUGUGGGACGGACGAACACACUCGACGUCAAUCGGCGUGAAGAGAGUGCUGAACGGCUCAAGUCCCAUACUCUGGUUGCAAGAGUGAAGGAUAAUAGUUGCUAUCCAACGACGAUCACAUUAACUGUAUUUCGGAUUUUGGGCGAUUGCAGUGAAGCAACCGAGGUUCUUAUUGACACUGGUAGAGAACGAUGGGUGAAUGUCAAAGGCAUUGGGAACGGUAAUAAUCGGGUGUAG